AUGACGCACCAUCGGCAGCCACAGCAUCAGCAUCAUCUUUUCCCUCAAUCAUACGGCUUCGAAGACACUGCAGAUCAGCAGGGCGAUGGGGGCUACUACGCGGGCGAGGGCGGGCCAGGCCCCUCCACCUUCAUCUCCACCACUCCCAUCUCUCCUCCCGGCAGCCACGGCUACCAGCACCCCCAAGGCUCCUUUAAUGUGGUGCCUCAGGCCCCUAUGAGUGGGCCAAGGAGGGGCGGACCAGCGAGGCCCACCGCUGCCGGUGGCGUGAGGCCACAACAGCCCCAGCCCCAGCAGCCGCUCUUCAGCGACAUCGGCCAGGGUGACUUCCUCAACAACGUAGCCCAAAUCACCGACAACCCUCUUCUCAGGGUGGGCCUUGAUCAGGGCUCGCGGUGGGCAGAAGACGCCGGCCGAAAGGGCCUCGAAGGGAUCACACGCUACCUCGAAGCGACCAAUUUGAAGUACUACUUCAACAUCAACAACUCCUACGUCCCCAACAAGCUCAAGGUCAUCUUGUGUCCCAUCCUGCACAAGUCUUGGACGCGACGUAUCACACAAACGCCCGACGGCAAGGAACAGUAUUUGCCGCCCAAGGACGAUCUGAACGCCCCCGACCUGUACAUUCCGUUGAUGGCGUUUGUGACAUACGUCUUGCUCGCCGCAUUUGUGUUGGGCACCAGGAACGAGUUCACUCCCGAGAUGCUGGGCAAGCUUGCCUCGUCGGGUCUCAUCUCGCUGGGCUUCGAGGUGGUCUUCCUCAAGUUCGGGUUCUAUCUCCUCAACUCUAUGAACUGUUCUGUCUUUGAUCUCCUCUCCUACGCCGGCUACAUUUUCAUCAGUCUCUGCGUCAACCACCUCGUUGGGCUCCUCCUGGGCACCUAUGCCUACUACUGCUCGGUGGUCCUCACGGGCGUUUUCAUCGCCAUCUUCAUGGUGCGCACACUGCGUUUGCUGAUCCUGCCCGACCAGGAGAUGGCCAACACGCCCCUGGCCUCCAGCAAGCGGAGCUACUUCCUCCUGUCCGUUGCUGUCCUGCAGCUCGUCAUGUCCUACUUCCUGGGCGUGUGCAAGUGA
Molecule: messenger RNA, 1077 nt
Organism: Acanthamoeba castellanii str. Neff
Lineage: Eukaryota; Discosea; Longamoebia; Acanthamoebidae
Product: Yip1 domain containing protein
Exons: 9
Coding region: 1-1077 (358 amino acids)
Biological process (GO): endoplasmic reticulum to Golgi vesicle-mediated transport
Cellular component (GO): endoplasmic reticulum membrane; endoplasmic reticulum-Golgi intermediate compartment; Golgi membrane
Source: RefSeq, a predicted model, not a curated record